AGGAAGAGGUUUGAUCACAUGAAGAACGCCACUCCUCUUUUCUUAUUUGUCUCAUAAACUUCUGUCCAACUCCCUCUCUCCUCUUUCACCAUCAUGGAUUUCAGUGGGAAAUAUGAGCUGGAGAGUCAAGAAAACUACGAGGCAUUUCUAGAAGCAAUUGGGCUUCUCAGUGCCAAGACGGACGAGAAAGUGAUAACCGAGGUGGUCCAGGAUGGAAAUAACUUCACCUGGACACAGUCGAUCCCUAACUGGUCUUGGUCCAACACAUUCACGGUUGGACAGGAAUGUGAGCUGGUCACAAUGACAGGAGCCAAGUUCAAGGCCCCCGUCACUUUAGAGGGCGGCAUCAUUUCCAUACAGUUUCCUCAAUACCACUUCACUGCACAGAUCACUGACGAUAAGCUUGUAAUGAAUUGCGUAACUCCAGGAGAAAAGGGUGUGACUUUCAAGAGACUUAAUAAGAGGAUCUAACACUGCGAGACUCAACAUGCUGUAAUGGAAAAAAAAACCUGGAGGAAGCCAUGAAAAGGAGUUACUGAGGGUUAAAAGUAACUGUCUAUUCAGAGAAGUGAAACUUUACUGUAUUUUUGUCAGUGCUUUCAGUUGAAAGUAGACCAUACUCUGUACUGUAUUUCUGUAUGAAUUCAAUAACUCAUCUGUGCCAGUGUUCAUAUUUGAUUUAAUAAAAAUCUAUAAAAUAUG
Messenger RNA from Sphaeramia orbicularis (orbiculate cardinalfish), 702 nucleotides. Its product is annotated as gastrotropin-like. The record is from RefSeq and is a predicted model, not a curated record. The coding region runs from base 94 to 471 and encodes 125 amino acids. The transcript is spliced from 4 exons. Gene Ontology annotation, molecular function: lipid binding. NCBI's taxonomy places the organism in Eukaryota, Metazoa, Chordata, Actinopteri, Kurtiformes, Apogonidae.